ACCAGCAGCUGCGUGUGUGGGAAGAAGAAAAUUCUUUUUCAUAGAUAAUUAUAAACGGAAUAAUUUAUUUUGAAUCAUGAAGGAACUCUCCCCUGACGCUGUGCUGCUGUCUUUUGCACAUUUAUGUUUCCUCUGUAGUUUUAUGGACGGGGUUUGCGCUCAGGAGGCUGCAGGUGAUGAUGAUGCGCUCCGGCGGGGGUUGACAUGGCAACAUAACGGUCAGGUUUUUAGCAUCCUGAGCCGCGGAUCCCAGUACCGGCCGUCCGACAGGAGGCAGGCCGGGUCACCCAACCGCGGCAACCCUGUGGUGGUCGUCAGCAGCGGUAACGACACGGUUCCCGCCGCGUCCCGGGGCUCCCCGCGUGUCCCCGCAGCCAGUGGCGCUGCGCAAUUGCGCGCGGUGACGCGCCAGCAGCAGCGCCCGCCGCCCGGCAGCGACAGAGACUCUGCACCGGUCAGACGGGAGGACAUGAUGGUCGGAGACGAUCCGUAUGACCCGUACAAGGCUUCCAACUAUUAUCCCUAUUAUAACUACUACAACUCGUACUACAGACCCAGACCCAGGACUCAGCCCCGGCACGGAUACGGCACCAGCUACCACCAGAACGGUCUCCCUGAUCUGGUUCCUGAUCCAUACUACAUCCAGAUCGCCACCUAUGUCCAGAGGAUGCCCAUGUACAACCUCCGCUGUGCUGCUGAGGAGAACUGCCUUGCCUCUUCCUCCAGUUAUGCUCAGGAUUAUGACACCAGAGUUUUGUUGAGGUUCCCUCAGAGGGUGAAGAACCAGGGAACAGCUGACUUCCUGCCCAGUAAACCUCGAUAUGCCUGGGAGUGGCACAGCUGUCAUAAUCACUUCCACAGCAUGGACGAGUUCAGCCUGUAUGAGCUGCUGGACUCCCAGACUCAGAGGCAGGUAGCUGAGGGUCACAAGGCAAGCUUUUGUCUGGAGGACACUUCCUGUGAUCCGGGAUACUACCGCCGCUUCGCCUGCACCUCACACACUCAGGGUUUGAGUCCAGGUUGUUAUGACACGUACAACGCUGACAUUGACUGUCAGUGGAUCGACAUCACUGACGUCUCUCCUGGAAGAUACAUCCUCAAGGUGACAGUAAAUCCGAGGCAGCAGGUUCCAGAGUCCAACUUUAACAACAACGUGGUUCGUUGUGACGUCCAGUACACCGGCACCGCCGCUCACAUCUCUGGAUGCACCAUGACAUCCUACUGAGAUGAAUUCUGCAGUUUGAGUUUGAAAAGAAGAAUGAAGCUUGAAGUUACAUGUGACUUAAAUAAUUCAAUUAUAACUGGAUUAAAGCAAAUACUGAUUAUUAGCUGUAAUAAAACAACUGAACCAUUACUUUAUAUUAAUUUAGUCAAAACGAAUGGAUUACUAAUCAGUUUAAUUACAGAAGCAGGUAUUCAUGUCAGUAAGAAUACACCAGGAUUAAGUAGCCCACAUUUAGCCUGCUCCAUUUCUGGACUUCAGUAAAUUCAAAGGUUCUGGAUGGUUGCACCAUCUAUUUAUAGAUCCAAGAGUUUGUGUGUCCUAUUUAAGAUCUUAAUCACUAACCAGUUUCAAAUUAUUGCUUUAAUAUUGUGAUGCGUAAAUAAAACAUUUGCUUUCUAACUAAGUUAUAGGCAAAGUCUGAUCUGAAUAGGUGGUGCAAAUGGACCCCGGUACUUGAGUAUUUCUAGAAAGGGAGAUUUUCUACUUUUCCUCCACUACACUACUUUUUACUCCACAUUUAUCAGCUCCUGGUUACAAACGUUUUAUGUACUGUGCAGAUUUACUCUUACAUUAAAUGUUAAAAAAAAUUGACCAGGAGGCUAUUAGAUCUAGAUAUUAGGCAGUAUUCUGUUUUCCAAACAAUUACACAAAAGACCAAGUGUCAGAGAGAGCAGGGAUAGUUUGUUAGUUAUAAAGGUUUCAGUCUUUAUGUUAUAGUAGUUAUAUAGGUUUUUUUUCUUUUGAUCUACUUUUCUCAUGGUCAGGGUAAAGAUUUUUUGUUCUUGAUCAACAAAUACAUUUUUUAAUGCCAAGAAAUCUAUUUUAUUGAGAAAACUGUUAAUAUUUUCAGAUGAAGAGCUAACAAAACCACUUUCUCAUGAUCACAGAAUAAUACUUUUGUGAUCACAGUUACUUACUGCAUGUUCUACCUUAGCUCCUGUAGACUUUUAUUCCAUAUAUGAUAUAACUGACAUUUUAAUGUUAAUUUAAUGCUCCUUAUUUGUGAAAUUGCACAAUGACAGUUUCUGGGCAUUUUCAGAGAAAGCAGUUUGCGUUUUAAACUUCCUGUAGGCUUUUUUUUUUCACUAAUGGUGUUUUUCUUGUUUUUAUUGGUGCUGUGGAAUAGAUCUUAGAUUUUUGGUGCUUUACGUGCUUUCUACUUUGUGCCGUUUUGUGUCCCCAAACUGAAUCGAACCAAAAAUAUUCAGGGACAAAAAAAAGGAAAUCCUGCUGGAAGUCAGACUUACAAAUUAAAGUGUGUUUCUGUUGGUGAACACUGUAUAGAGUGUAUGUAUACAGAGUACACAGUGGGUGUACUUGUACUUGUACAACCUGUAACCACACAUACCUACAGAGCUGUGUAUAGGCGAGCUCAUAUCUUAUCUUAUCAACCUGCAUUACUGCUUCAUAUCCCAUUAAUAAAGUUAGCUUGAA
Molecule: messenger RNA, 2659 nt
Organism: Morone saxatilis (striped sea-bass)
Lineage: Eukaryota; Metazoa; Chordata; Actinopteri; Moronidae
Product: protein-lysine 6-oxidase-like
Exons: 7
Coding region: 77-1225 (382 amino acids)
Biological process (GO): peptidyl-lysine oxidation
Molecular function (GO): protein-lysine 6-oxidase activity; copper ion binding
Source: RefSeq, a predicted model, not a curated record